UCAUACGAGGAGCGCAUUUCUCCUCAACGUAGCACAGUUGAGCACCAAAGACCACCCAACAAUGGCAGGUUUUUCCUCUGCGGUCUCAAAUACGACCUUUUUCUCUGUAACAUCAAAGAGUCAUCAGUCCUCUUCUCGUCCCUGUACUUACUUCUUUGCAGUACCCACCAUUUCUUUCCCUCUUCUUUCCUCUCGAACACGAUGCCGUCCCCUCACUCCCACACUAAUAACAGCAUCUCUCAAGGAAAAUUUAGGCCUCGUUACGAAGACAUGGGGUGAUUUCACAAGCUUGAAUUACUGGGUCGUUCGGGAUUAUUAUCGUCUUGUAGAGUACGUUAACUCCUUCGAGUCUCGAAUUCAGAAGCUCUCUGAUGAACAGCUAACUGCAAAAACUGCUGAGUUCCGCCGACGGUUGGGAAAAGGAGAGACACUUGCAAAUAUUGAAGCUGAGGCAUUUGCUGUUGUUCGUGAAGCUGCCAAGAGGAAGCUUGGUAUGCGUCAUUUCGAUGUGCAGAUUAUUGGUGGUGCAGUGCUUAAUGACGGGUCUAUUGCUGAGAUGAAAACUGGAGAGGGGAAGACAUUGGUUUCGACAUUGGCUGCAUAUCUUAAUGCCUUGACUGGCGAGGGUGUUCAUGUGGUUACUGUCAACGAUUACCUUGCUCAACGUGAUGCUGAGUGGAUGGGUCGUGUCCAUCGCUUCUUAGGCCUUUCUGUUGGUCUUAUCCAAAGAGGGAUGAAAGCUAAGGAAAGGAGGUCUAAUUAUAGAUGUGAUAUUACGUACACCAAUAAUUCUGAACUUGGUUUUGACUAUUUGAGAGAUAAUCUUGCUGGAAGCAGUGGACAACUUGUUAUGAGAUGGCCAAAACCGUUCCAUUUUGCAAUAGUUGAUGAAGUUGAUUCUGUCCUAAUUGAUGAGGGGAGAAACCCAUUGCUGAUAAGUGGUGAGGCUACUACAGAUGCUGCACGCUAUCCAGUUGCUGCCAAAGUAGCCGAGCUUCUCAUGCGUGGCCUUCAUUACAAUAUAGAGCUUAAGGAUAAUUCAGUGGAGUUGACUGAAGAAGGAAUUGCCCUAGCUGAGAUGGCUCUUGAAACAAAAGAUCUAUGGGAUGAGAAUGACCCUUGGGCUAGAUUUGUCAUGAAUGCUUUGAAAGCCAAGGAGUUCUAUCGUCAAGAUGUCCAAUACAUUGUUAAAAACGGGAAAGCUCUAAUAAUAAAUGAGGUAAUGAACAAAUUCUCAUGAAUGAUCAAGUUAUUUUUGCUUAUCUUUUUUUCAUUUAUAGUUGUGUUCUUUUCUCUUCUGUCUUUUUCGACUACUUGACAUCUGACCAAGAGUAAAUCAAUGUUUUGAAACUGUGAACCUAUUCGGUGUAGCAACCAUAGAAGACUACCAUAGUAAAAUUGAUAAGUAGAGGAAUAGUCAUAAUGAAUUGCCAUCCUGAUAUGCAGAUGAAGCCUUGACCUUGGCUAUCUAAUAUAUAUAUUGUUUAGGCAUAUAAUGAUAAAAGUAUUUUGAAUCUUGUGCCUGAAAGUGUCUGCAUUCGAUCCGGAGCGUCAAUUUGGGAAUUUGAUAUUGCAUUGAAACAAACAAUAACCUCUAUGUUGGUGCUCAAGAGUAUAAAACUGUCAAUCAUGCAUGAUAUUAGUGGAGUUAACUCAUGUACAUGAAUGUACUUGAACUAAGAAUGAUUGUAUUAUUCAAUGACCAUUCAUGUAGGCAUUGUAUUGUUGAUGUCAUGAGCUACUCUGGCAGACUGGCACACAAUUCAUCAUCGUCUUUUGGUGAUUGAACCUUCCAUAGGCCUCAGAUUAUGCAAAAGUAUUCAACAAAACAUAGGCACUUAAUGAGCUUUGAGAAGCUAAAAUAACAUAUACUCAAGCUUCACCACAAACAUUGUACUCCUAUGAAAGCAUAUGUUAUGUACCCACAUUAGGCCCAAGCCCAUCCAUACUAGUUAUUCUAGAAGGGGUUAGAAAGGGAUUUUUAGGUAGUUAGUUGUAAGUGGGUACAUAACAUUACCCCACCCCCAAAGAACCACCUUGUCCUAAAGGUGGAUAGAAAAAAUAGAAGAACUGCUGCUGCUCGGUAUCAACAUCUCCCCACCUCGUUGCCACCAAAGUCACUUCCUCCCCAAAGCUCCAUUUCACCUACAUAGAAGGA
Messenger RNA from Cynara cardunculus var. scolymus (artichoke), 2158 nucleotides. Its product is annotated as protein translocase subunit SECA2, chloroplastic-like. Gene Ontology annotation, molecular function: ABC-type protein transporter activity; ATP binding. Bases 62 to 1240 code for a protein of 392 amino acids. The record is from RefSeq and is a predicted model, not a curated record. Gene Ontology annotation, cellular component: chloroplast envelope; membrane. The transcript has 12 exons. Lineage: Eukaryota; Viridiplantae; Streptophyta; Magnoliopsida; Asterales; Asteraceae. Gene Ontology annotation, biological process: protein import; protein targeting.